Mastomys coucha (southern multimammate mouse) is the source of this 2387-nucleotide messenger RNA. RefSeq names its product Kruppel like factor 15 (gene Klf15). The transcript has 4 exons. Gene Ontology annotation, molecular function: RNA polymerase II cis-regulatory region sequence-specific DNA binding; DNA-binding transcription factor activity, RNA polymerase II-specific. The record is from RefSeq and is a predicted model, not a curated record. The coding region runs from base 195 to 1388 and encodes 397 amino acids. Gene Ontology annotation, biological process: regulation of transcription by RNA polymerase II. Lineage: Eukaryota; Metazoa; Chordata; Mammalia; Rodentia; Muridae.
GCGGCGCCCGCGGCAUCACGUGAGCGGCGGGAGAGCGGGGAGAGCGGCGAGCGGCGAGCGCCCAGCUCGGCCGCAGGGAGUGCGGGCUGCGGCCAGGAGCGCUGGACGCGCGGCCGCCUACGGAACCGGGCCGCACGCGCGAGGCCGCGCCAGGCGACGCCGAGUCCAGUCACCACAGGCUCGGCCAGGCCAGCAUGGUGGACCACUUGCUUCCAGUGGACGAGACCUUCUCGUCACCGAAAUGCCCAGUGGGUUACCUGGGGGAUAGGCUGGCCAGCCGGCAGCCAUACCAUAUGUUGCCCUCGCCCAUCUCUGAGGAUGACAGCGAUGUCUCCAGCCCCUGCUCUUGUGCCAGCCCUGACUCACAGGCCUUCUGUUCCUGCUACAGUGCGGGUCCGGGCCCUGAGGCCCAGGGCAGCAUCUUGGAUUUCCUCCUAUCCCGGGCCACACUGGGCAGUGGUGGUGGCAGUGGAGGCGUUGGAGAUAGCGGUGGCCCUGUGACCUGGGGGUCAUGGAGGAGAGCCUCUGUGCCUGUGAAGGAGGAACAUUUCUGCUUCCCUGAAUUUCUGUCAGGGGACCCUGAUGACGUCUCCAGGCCCUUCCAACCUACCCUGGAGGAAAUUGAAGAAUUCCUAGAAGAGAACAUGGAGGCUGAGGUCAAGGAGGCCCCAGAGAAUGGCAGCAGGGAUUUGGAGGCUUGUAGCCAGCUCUCAGCUGGGUCACACCGGAGCCACCUCCAUCCAGAGUCUGCUGGGAGAGAGCGCUGUACCCCACCACCAGGUGGCACCAGUGGUGGUGGUGCCCAAGGUGCAGGUGAGGGGCCAGCACAUGAUGGCCCCAUGCCGGUGCUACUGCAGAUCCAGCCUGUUGCUGUGAAGCAGGAGGCAGGUACAGGGCCAGCCUCCCCAGGCCAGGCCCCAGAGAGCGUCAAGGUCACCCAGCUUCUAGUCAACAUCCAGGGGCAGACCUUUGCACUCCUGCCUCAAGUGGUACCAUCCUCCAACUUGAACCUGCCCUCAAAGUUUGUGCGAAUUGCGCCAGUGCCCAUCGCCGCCAAACCCAUUGGCUCAGGAUCCCUAGGGCCUGGCCCCGCUGGCCUCCUUGUGGGCCAGAAGUUCCCCAAGAACCCAGCAGCAGAACUUCUCAAAAUGCACAAAUGCACUUUCCCAGGCUGCAGCAAGAUGUACACCAAGAGCAGCCACCUCAAGGCCCACCUGCGCCGGCACACAGGCGAGAAGCCCUUUGCCUGCACCUGGCCGGGCUGCGGCUGGAGAUUGCCACUGGACCUUGCACAACAGGCUGAUGGGAAAGCCCCUGGUAGCAUGAUGGUUAAUGGUGCUGAGAAGGCAGAAGGAGACAUAGUCCUGUGGCCCUGCAAUUAUUUGUGAUAGGAGAAGAAUCUGGAAGAUUAUGAAACAGGUAAAAUGACCCAAAUCUCCCCCAAGGUUUUAGUUAGGAGCAGAGCACCGUGAAAUGCUAGUAAUAACUUUAACAUUAGUGAUAAUGAUAAGCAAUCCUUUUUCAUGUUGUUUUUCUUUUAAAUAAACUGAGUUGUUAGGAGCUGGAGUAAUUAGACUCCCCAAUUGACAGCUGUCACGCCUUUCCCUGGUGCCAGGCUGCCUUACGUGGUGGACUGCCAGCCAGGCAAAUUGCCAGUUGCCCUCAUAGCAGCCGGCUGCUUUGAACUCUCCUGGACGCCUUGGGGAACUGAGCUGUGAUCAGCUGCUGGCUUCAGAAGCACGAUGCUGGUUCCGGAGUCACAUCCCACCCACACAGCAGUUUCAAACAGCUUGCAAGAGAUGUAGUGCCCACCGCUAGCCUCCCUGAACUCUAUAUGACCCUAUAACCAUUUCCACUCUCACCAGAGAGGAGCCUUCUCUUGUUGGACUGAGAAUGAAGGACUGUGUGGAGUUGGUGCGAACACAGCUCAUUUGCAUGAAGCGUUGCUUCUGAUUGGUGCUUUUAGCCUUGCCACACCCCCUUUCUGGAUGUAAGUCUGACUUCCAGUUCCUUUCUUGAGCCAGCUGAGCUGCUGUGAUGCCCUUCCUCACUACUGAGGCCAGCGAGAUGCUAGUCCAGACCUGCAAGAGAGACUAAAGCAGUUAAGUGGAGAGCUGAGAAGCUCUGAAGCUUCAAGAAGCUGGGCCCCAACCUGAAAGCUCUUGACCAGAACAGGGUUACCAUGGCUUCCCAGGGCUGAGCUGAGUGCACAUUAAAGCCCAGCGCAACAGAGCCUUCAUCUUGAGCGCCUGGAACCCGGAGUCUUUGGCUUCUACAGAUCCACCUCCAUCUCCCCAACUUGCUUUGUAACUCAGACUGGCUUCAAACUUGCCACCUCCUCCUGUCUCAGCCUCCCAGAUGCUAGAAUAAAAGGUGCAUACUGAUAA